Messenger RNA from Chionomys nivalis (European snow vole), 1149 nucleotides. RefSeq names its product CD320 molecule (gene Cd320). The coding region runs from base 51 to 842 and encodes 263 amino acids. The record is from RefSeq and is a predicted model, not a curated record. Gene Ontology annotation, molecular function: protein binding. Gene Ontology annotation, biological process: cholesterol homeostasis; receptor-mediated endocytosis involved in cholesterol transport. Gene Ontology annotation, cellular component: plasma membrane. The transcript is spliced from 5 exons. Lineage: Eukaryota; Metazoa; Chordata; Mammalia; Rodentia; Cricetidae.
UCCCUCAGACUGCGUGCGGCCGUUGCUGGAGCAGUACGGCUAGCGGUUGGAUGGCGCGGGACGGAGUGGGGCGGGCAGCGGCCCUGUGCCUGGCGCUGCGGCUACUGCUGGGUCUUGGACUCGGCCUAGAGGCCGUCCCGGCCCCGGCCCCGGCCCCGACCCAAGUCCGUGUCUCGGGCUCCAGAGCUGACUCGUGCCCGACAGACAACUUCCAGUGUAUUACAAGUGGCUACUGUGUGCCCCUCUCCUGGCGCUGCGAUGGGGACCCAGACUGCUCUGAUGGCAGUGACGAGGAGGAGUGUAGGAUUGAGCCAUGUGCUCAGAAAGGGCAGUGCCAACCACUGGCUACCCGUCCUUGUUCCUGUGAUGACAUCAGUGGUUGCCCUGCUGACUCUGACAAGAAUCUUCUCAACUGCAUCCUCCAGCCCUGUCAGGAGGGCAAACUACGUUGCAUUCUGGGUGAUGUCUGUAUCCCACACACAUGGCGCUGUGAUGGCCACCCAGACUGUCCUGACUCCAGUGAUGAGCUCAGCUGUGACACCAACACAGAAACUGACAAGAUCUCCCCGGAGAGUAACACCACAGCUACAAGGACUCCUGUGACCCUGGAGAAUGAGACCUCUCUCAGGAAUGCAACAGUUGCCUCUGCUGGGGACCCUUCCCGAAACCCAAAUGCCUAUGGGGUUAUUGCAGCUGCUGGGGUGUUGAGUGCCGUCCUGGUUUCUGCCACCCUCCUCAUAUUGUUACGACUCCGAGGUCAGGGUUGCCUGUCCCCGCCAGGGCUGUUGGUGGCUGUGAAGGAGUCUCUGCUGCUGUCAGAAAGGAAAACCUCACUGAUCUGAGGACACGUGGUCACCACCUGGCCCUGAGUGCAGUCAGACUGGGGAAAGCCACAGUGGGACACGCAGGCAGCUGCUGGCUUCUUGAGACCUGGGCUCUUGGCCACAGAGACUUUGGUUUUAAGCUCCUACACACAUGGUUCUAGAGACUUGGGGUCCUCAGAUAUUCCACUUGUAUGUGGGGCGCUUGGAUGGAGAAUUGCCAUAGCCAGGACUGAGGGCCGGCCCCAGGAUGCUCCCAAGAAGUGGGGCCACCCUGGCUUAGACACUCCUGCUGCUCACGUUGAUGGGUGGUGAUUAAAGUUUCUUU